CUUCUAUGUGAACAACGUACAGAGACCGGAUCUGCUCCUCAGCCCUCAGACAUACAUUUCAAAAUAUCUUCCGUACUUAGAUGUCCAUUUGUGAGAAACAGAUCCCGUCACGAGCAUACAGUGUAUUUAUAAUGGUGGGAUCGAGAACCAUUUUAAAUUACGAAAUUAUCCAUCACGUGUCGAGCACAGGGUGCUCAAAAUGACAAACGUAUCGCGCAUUUGAAGUGACCGUACACCUCCAAAUAGCAGAGGGAUCCCCUCAAUCGAUUAACGAGAGAGAGAGAGAGAGAGAGAGAGAGGGGCGGUGUUGAUUGUUGAACUCAAUCAAGUCGUCACUAAUGGGUGCUGGGGAAGGGGAAAGCAGCAGCAGCAGCAGCGUUGCACAUGCAGCUCCACUGACACGCCCUCUUGAAGGCCGGGUGGCAAUAGUCACUGGUGCGUCCGGCGGAAUCGGCCGCGCCAUCGCCCUCCACCUUGCCUCUCUCGGCGCCAACCUCGUCCUCAACUACGUCGGCAUUUCCACCCAACCCCAAGCCCAUCUCCUUGCCCACGACAUCAACUCUUCGUCGUCCCCUUCUUCCUCUCACCCUCGACGUGCACGAGCCAUUCCAGUCGAAGCCGACAUCUCCGAUCCUGCCCAAGUAAAAUGCCUCUUCGAUCAGGCCGAGCAAGCAUUCGGCGCACAACCCCAUAUCCUCGUCAACUCAGCUGGGGUGAGCGACCCCAAAUAUCCAACCAUAGCAAAUACCACGGUGGACGACUUCGACAGGAUCUUCAGCGUCAACGCUCGAGGAGCGUUCUUGUGCUGUAGAGAGGCGGCAAAUCGGUUGAAACGUGGAGGCGGAGGGCGGAUCAUAUUGAUUUCGUCGUCGCAGGUGGGUGGGCUCAAGCCGGGGUAUGGAGCUUACACGGCAUCCAAAGCGGCGGUGGAGACGAUGGUAAUGAUACUGGCGAAGGAGCUCAAGGGGACGGGGAUCACUGCCAACUGUGUGGCGCCGGGACCCAUAGCGACUGAUAUGUUCUUUGCUGGCAAGGGAGAGGAGCAAGUGAACAAGGUGAUUGAGCUGUGUCCACUGGGUCGACUGGGUGAGACCACAGACGUGGCUCCGCUUGUUGGGUUCUUGGCCACUGAUGCCGGCGAGUGGGUUAAUGGGCAGGCAAUUCGCGUUAAUGGUGGCUAUGUCUGACCACUACUGUCUCUGAAACCAUGCUCCCUUAAUUUAACUUAAUUCCUUGGGAGCUUGAGUGUUGUUGCUCCAUAGCUAUUUAAUCUGUUUCCUUUUUUCUUCUUGAUUCUAGUUGUUUUCACUUUUCAGUCGCUCGACGGGUUUGUUAUAAAUGUAUUUGAAUGAGAGAGAGAGAGAGAGAUUAAGGGUGUUCGAGAGAGAAAAAGAAAAUGGAAGAAGAAGAGGUUGAACUACUACUGGUUUACCCCACACCCAUGCAUGAGAAGCGUACAAAUCAUGCUCAGAGAGAUAUUUGAUGACAGAGACAUGCACUCAGACGGCAGAUCCAGAGUCCCUUUCACACAAUUACGCGUCCGUGUUAUUAGCAGAUCCGGAGUCCUCCCAAACUGCCAAGGCUCUCUGAGUUGUUUUCCUUUCCAGAGCAUUCGAUAUUGAUAGGCACCUCUAACAAUGGGAAUUUGCUUCAUCACUCCCCUUUGCAAAGUUAAAAUUUUCUUUACCAUAGUCUGUGAUAGGUGUCCAAAAUGAAAAUAAAGAGAUGCUUGUUUGUUGAUUAA
This is a messenger RNA of Nelumbo nucifera (sacred lotus), 1744 nucleotides long. The record is from RefSeq and is a predicted model, not a curated record. Lineage: Eukaryota; Viridiplantae; Streptophyta; Magnoliopsida; Proteales; Nelumbonaceae.